AUGACAUUUUUAGCUAUGCUUCUUGUUGGUCUCUUAUUGUUUCCCCGUCCAGCCAUUGCUCAAUCUUACCGAAAUGCUAGUUUGGGUUCUCUCACUACAAGUGAUACUACUAGCUUUUGGCCAUCUCCAUCAGAUGAAUUCGGUUUCAGCUUCCAAAAAAUUAGAAAUGAAUCAAGGUACUUACUAGCCAUAUGGUUCGAGAAAAUCACAGACAUAACCAUAGUUUGGUCAGCCAAUAAGAAUAAUCUUGCGUUAGAUGGAUCCAAAGUUCACCACUCCGCGGAUGGAAGACUAGUCCUCACUGAUCCAAAUGGUCAAGAGAUCGGAAACUUUAUGCUAGCAACUACUAGUUCAGACACUCUAUGGCAGAGUUUCAAUGAGCCCACAGAUACGAUUUUGCCUGGUCAAGUACUUAAUCAAGGAAACAACCCUGUUUCAAGUUUUUCUGACACGAAUAUAUCGAGUGGGAGGUUUGAGUUUAUACUUCAAACUGAUGGGUAUCUGGUGCUUUGCACAAUUGAUUAUCCAGCUGAGGCAAUAAAUUUUGCAUAUUGGUCACCUAUGUCAAUUGGCAGUGGUUAUCAAGUGAUCUUCAAUCAAUCAGGCUUUCUUAUUCUUCAAGCGAAGAAUGGAACUUUGAUAAAUUCAAUUUUUUCUAAUGUGGAAAAUUCAAGAAGCCAAUCAAUGUAUCAUCGAGCGAUUCUUGAAUAUGAUGGAGUUUUUAGGCACUAUGUCUAUUCGAAAUCUUCUGGAGGGGGUGCCUAUGGUUUCAACAGCUUAUGCUCAAUAGGAACUGAUCAGAGGCUGAGAUGUGAUUGUCCACUCAGAUAUAUCUUGGAUGAUCGAAAUGACAAAUUAGGCAGCUGA
Messenger RNA from Solanum pennellii, 867 nucleotides. Its product is annotated as G-type lectin S-receptor-like serine/threonine-protein kinase LECRK2. The coding region runs from base 1 to 867 and encodes 288 amino acids. Lineage: Eukaryota; Viridiplantae; Streptophyta; Magnoliopsida; Solanales; Solanaceae. The transcript is spliced from 3 exons. The record is from RefSeq and is a predicted model, not a curated record.